Messenger RNA from Macadamia integrifolia, 446 nucleotides. RefSeq names its product putative [ribosomal protein S18]-alanine N-acetyltransferase. Gene Ontology annotation, molecular function: acyltransferase activity, transferring groups other than amino-acyl groups. The record is from RefSeq and is a predicted model, not a curated record. NCBI's taxonomy places the organism in Eukaryota, Viridiplantae, Streptophyta, Magnoliopsida, Proteales, Proteaceae.
UGGAAGAGAUUGUGAAAUUAGAGAGAAAGCUAUUCCCCAAACACGAAUCACUCGCGAGGUCAUUCAACGAGGAGCUAAGCAAGAAGAACUGUGGAUUGCUUUACUCGGAGGUCGCCGGAGAAGUUGCAGGUUACAUUAUGUACUCAUGGCCUUCUUCCUUGUUUGCUUCCAUCACCAAACUUGCAGUGAGGGAGAAUUGCAGAAGGCGAGGGCAUGGAGAAGCAUUGAUGAAAGCGGCGAUUGAGAAAUGCAGAACAAGGAAGAUCCAGCGUGUGACUCUUCACGUUGAUCCGUCGAGGACGGCGGCCGUUGCUCUUUAUCGUAAACUGGGUUUUGAAAUCGAUAAACUGAUUGAAUGUUAUUAUUCUUCAGAUCGACAUGCCUAUAGAAUGUAUUUGGACUUCAACAAUGAUUAAUAGAAACAUCUCUGUUGUGUUCUUGAUCAA